Apis florea (little honeybee) is the source of this 3457-nucleotide messenger RNA. RefSeq names its product pyruvate dehydrogenase kinase (gene Pdk). Lineage: Eukaryota; Metazoa; Arthropoda; Insecta; Hymenoptera; Apidae. The record is from RefSeq and is a predicted model, not a curated record. Gene Ontology annotation, biological process: protein phosphorylation; regulation of glucose metabolic process. Gene Ontology annotation, molecular function: pyruvate dehydrogenase (acetyl-transferring) kinase activity. Gene Ontology annotation, cellular component: mitochondrion.
AUGAAGCUCACGCAAAAGUGUCUUGGAAAUAUCAGCAAGAUGUUGGACUUUUAUUCGCAAUUCAAUCCUUCGCCGCUUUCGAUAAAACAGUUCAUCGAUUUCGGCCUAAGUGCCUGUGAGAGGAAGUCCUUUAUAUUCUUAAGGAAGGAAUUGCCGGUCCGAUUGGCCAACAUUAUGAAAGAGAUCCAUCUUCUGCCUGAGAAUUUAUUGAAAAUGCCUAGCGUGGAUAUAGUUAAUAAUUUGUACGCCACCUCGUUCGAGGAUAUCAUGCAGUUCGAGAAGGUCGAAGUCAACGAUACCACUCUAGACAAAUUCUGUCAGACAUUGGUGAAAAUCAGGAACAGGCAUAAGGACAUCGUCGAAACGAUGGCGCAGGGUGUUUUAGAAUUGAAAGAGUCGCACGAUGUCGAUGUCCAGACGGAAAACAAUAUUCAAUAUUUCUUGGACAGAUUUCUCAUGUCUCGAAUUUCCAUUCGUAUGUUGAUCAACCAACAUACUCUCUUGUUCGGUAGCGAAUUAAAUGGACACAGUAGACACGUGGGAUCCAUAGAUCCAUCCUGCGAGAUAAGCAGCGUUGUGAAAGACGCGUAUGAGAAAGCGAGAUUACUCUGUGAUCAAUAUUAUAUGGCUAGUCCGGAAUUGAUAGUCCAACAGCAUAACGAGUACGAUCGAUGUAGCCAAAUUAGAAUAGUUUACGUACCGAGCCAUUUGUUUCACAUGCUGUUCGAACUUUUCAAAAACAGUAUGCGAGCUGUUAUGGAACACCAUAGUUCGAACGGGGAGUAUCCAGCGAUAGAAGUGAUCGUGUCGCGUGGUAAAGAAGAUAUAUGCGUUAAGAUGUCCGAUAAAGGUGGCGGUAUUCCUCGCUCGCAAAUGGACCAUUUGUUCAAAUACAUGUACAGCACGGCGCCCAGGCCAACGAAAACCGAUGCUCAUACAGUUCCACUUGCUGGAUACGGUUACGGUCUUCCAGUAUCUCGAUUAUACGCCAGAUAUUUCCACGGUGACCUCGUUCUCCAAAGUUGCGAUGGUUUCGGUACCGAUGCCAUUGUAUACCUAAAGGCUUUGUCGAACGAAGCCAACGAGCUGUUGCCAAUUUUCAACAAGACUUCCUCCAAAUUUUAUCGAACUCAAGUAUCAACCACCGAUUGGAGCAGUCAUUGCGGUGGUGGAAUGGCAACGAGGCAAUUACGUAUGAGUCAUGUUCAAGGACACAAACUUCCACGUGGAAUGGAGGUUAGGCAUUGUUAACGAAAUUUCAUCUCUAUGGACCAAGGAAGUAAGUAUCCACUUACUUACUAGAUGUUCGACAUUUGUCAGAAUGGAACAGAUUCUUCGCUGCGGUGUUUAUUGUACAGAAUUUAGAAGAAAAGAAAGAGAGAGAGAGAGAGAGAGAGAGAAAAGAAAUUCGUAGACGAGCAGCGCAAAUUUAUUUUUAAAAUGUUAUCGUAUUCUAUGUAUAAUUUGAUUCAAAAUUAUUGAAAGCACUGUUUCGAUUUAUAACUGAAUAUUUAUUGAUGUGAUUUUCGAUCGAUGUAUUGAUAGAUGUAUCUUGCAUUUGAAUCGCUCUUAGUGUUUCAGUGUUUCCUUUUUAAUGAGAUGUUUCGCUUACGAGCACCGAUACGAUCGGCGGAACAUUGAGAUUCGAGAACAUUGUUAAUCAAGACAACUGCUUCCGUUGUAGGUGGAAAAAGCCUUGCGACUUUCGUGUCACGAUAUCUAAAGAAGUAGCAAGGAUCCAAGCAAUCGAGAUCCUUCGUAAUCGCGUAAUAUAUUUUUCACGAUAAACCGUAGAUAACCGUGAUGGUUACAGCGACGUUAUUGCCUCGUCAAAAAUCUCUUACUAAUCGUCGUGCCCGCGGCUACAAUGCUCACAUAUCACGAUUCUUGAAAUUUAACUGCAUUUUAAAUAUUUCCGAUAUAUAUUUUUUUUAUUAAUUUUAUAAAUUUAUGUUUUUAAGAUAUUUUUAAAAAUCGUAGAAAUUAAUCUGAACGUUCCAUCGAGAUCAUUUCUUUAUAUAUACGUAUAUAUAUAUAUAUAUACACACACGCAUACAUACAUAUAUGCCGUGCUUUUAAUAAAUCAGCAUUUUAAUUCUCUUUUUUCGAACAUUUUUUUUUUGUUCAAACACGAAACUGUUCGAACGUAUGCUGACUUAACUUUGCGAUCGAUCGAUACAAAAGCGAGAAGGAAUUUUCCACUCGUUAGAGGAAUUUUUAUAAAAAAAAAAAAAAAAAAAGUAUGCCACAAAUGUAAAACUGUGAUUUGAUACGUGAUUUUAGUUAAAUAUAGCUAGACAAACUUUGAACUUGUUAAUCUACGACGUCAUUCGCGUUUGUGAAUUUUAACUACGUUAUAUAGUAAAAAAAAAAAAAAGAAAAAAAAAAAAAAAAAAUAGAAAAAAAUAGAAAAAAAAGGAAAAUUAAAAAAAAAAGAUCGAUAAUUUAAUAAUUGCUUAGAAAUGUGAGUUAAUAAAUAAAAUGACAUGCGAGUCGGAAGGACUGGCUGAAAAGAAAGAAUAAUAAUAUUAAUGUUCACUUUAUCCUGGGAAAGUAUUUUGUAUACCGUAUAUACAAUCAAGUUCUUAAGAAGCAUUUCAGGUGUGUGUUUUAAAUGAAUUUUUAUAAGACUAAACAUAGAAAACAAAGAUUUAUACGCAAUAAAUUCAUUUCCGCGACUCUCGAGUCUCGUUUUAUAUUCUAAGGUAUUUCCUCCGAUUCAUUAUAAUGAACGUGUGAAAUUCAGCCAGAAAGAUACUCGAAUUCGAGGAUGAUGCAAUAUCGUCGCGUUCAUGUUACCUUAUAUAUAUUCUUAUUAACAUUGUAUUUUCCAAUGUGAAACGUACCUCGCUCCUGUACAUUUUAUUCGAAAUUGUAUAACGAGGUUUCAAUAUGUUUUUAACGAGUAGAGUACGAUGACAUUUAAUUUUCACAAAGAAACAGGCACAACCAGCGUACCUUAGAAUACUAAACAAUUUUUUUUAAAUCUUUACCUCCCUUAGGAUUUAUCGUAUAAAGAGACUGCAUAAUUUGCGUAUCCUGCACGUUUUCUACGAUUUAUAUUAAUCAUUUUGUUUUAUUUCUUUAAAAGAGAAUGAGAAAAGAGAGGACGAAUUUAAAAAGUGUUUGCGAACUGUUCCUAAAUCGAUGCAUUUUAUUAUUUUAAAAAGGGACAGUGUCACUUUUUGAGGCGAAUGUUUGGUUCUGUUGUGGAUCAUUCGAUCCGACGGAUGAUCCCACGAUACAUGCGUAUAUAUAUAUAUAUAUAUAUUUUGAAUGUAUGUUUUGUUCACCCAUGUAUAUAAAUUUUUAAUUUUUAGAGCACUCGGAAUAUUUGUCUAGACGACAAUUUUUAGCUGUAAUUAUAAAUAUGUAGGGGAAAAUUUCGCGCACGUAACGCGAAAACGUGAAACACUUGUAAAACAUUGUUAAUAAACAUAUUACAAGAUAAAAAAAA